AUGAGCUCGGGCCUCCUGAGUCAACCACAACACUGUGGUGGACGACUGGACGCUGGAGGCUGUUGUUCUUAUUACACCGAGUGUGUUUUUGAUCAAGAAAAAAAGUGCUUGUGGAAUAUUGUCUUGGAAUUUGAAAUGGCAAUGAGUGGGAGUUCACCAGCCAUGAUGAGGGGCUCCUACACGGGCCAGAUGGUUCCAACGUCACAGUCAGGCAGCCAAGGUGUGCAGCAAGGUGGUGGGGAAUCAUCCCAGACACAACCCCACCCACAAAGGAAUACAGCAUUUUUGUGUAAGGCCAGCUGCGAAACUGUUCAAGAAAUUGUCCUGAGAACUAGUGAGGUUUUUUCUCAUCUAAAGAAUAUGCCACUUCCAAAUGGUUCUAAUCAAGGCACACAGUUAAGUACUGAAAAAAAAAUGCGGAUCCAAGAAAAUCUCAAUGCCAUUCAGCGUCACUUCAAACCCCUCAGAGCCGUUUACAUCCGUGUUAAUGAUGACUGUGCAGGGAUGGAAUAUACUCAUAUAGAGAGCUUAAUUCCUUACAAGGACGAGGCAGACAACAGGGCAGACUACAAGAAAAUUGGUGAAAACUAUCGUCAUCUUGUGGAGGAAUCUAGGGAACUCAAGGAGCAACUAUACCUAAAAGCCCGAUACAUGAAGGAGAUUAUAGACCAGUUGCGCACGAUCAUCUGGGAAGUGAACACCAUGUUGGCGAUGAGCAACACCUAGUGUAUUUCUUCCUAGUAACUUUGAAGUUUUAACAGAAUGUUAAUUUAGGUUCUAUAAUCACUAUAGUGAUUAAAAAAUAUUAAAUUUUCAAGUGACCCAUUGGUCCAGUUUCUUGAAAACCUGCAUUAUACAAUAUUACAUCCAAUGUUUAGUAUAUUACAGUUCUGUAUUUUAUAAAUCAUGUCUCCAUCUUGAAUAUUUUA
Homarus americanus (American lobster) is the source of this 929-nucleotide messenger RNA. Its product is annotated as mediator of RNA polymerase II transcription subunit 30-like. The transcript is spliced from 6 exons. Gene Ontology annotation, cellular component: mediator complex. Gene Ontology annotation, biological process: positive regulation of DNA-templated transcription. NCBI's taxonomy places the organism in Eukaryota, Metazoa, Arthropoda, Malacostraca, Decapoda, Nephropidae. Bases 1 to 726 code for a protein of 241 amino acids. The record is from RefSeq and is a predicted model, not a curated record. Gene Ontology annotation, molecular function: transcription coregulator activity.